Messenger RNA from Clarias gariepinus (North African catfish), 1000 nucleotides. RefSeq names its product protein FAM133A-like. Lineage: Eukaryota; Metazoa; Chordata; Actinopteri; Siluriformes; Clariidae. Gene Ontology annotation, cellular component: nucleoplasm. The transcript is spliced from 4 exons. The coding region runs from base 1 to 840 and encodes 279 amino acids. The record is from RefSeq and is a predicted model, not a curated record.
AUGUUUGAUCCAGCACAUUCAGUGCAUCGUCCCUCACCUGGCAUGGGGAGCAGUACGCUGGGUACCAUGCAUUUUACCCGGGCAAAGGCACAGAGGGGAAAUGCCGAGAGCGAAGAUGGAGGCGAAUCCACGAACAAAAGUGCUGGUAAGAUGGACAGUCUCAAGCCUGUUAAACAACACAUUCUGUGGAAAAACAAGGCUAAGAUGCUCCAGUCUCGGGUGGAUGGGCUGCAGGAGGAAAAUGACUUGCUGAGGAAGCCACUUGAAGAGAGGUCUGCACGAGAACAAGAUGGGAACAUUGAGAUAAUGGCCACUGGAGAUGAGGGGCCACCGGCCAUGAUGGUGGACACCAGCACUGACACUAGCACUGAUUCAAGCUCUGACUCCAGCACUGACUCCAGCUCCAGCUCUACCUCUGACUCUUCAGAUAAGGAAAAGAAGAAAAAGAAGUAUAAAAAGAAGAAUGGCAAGAAGAGAAGCAAAAAAAGAAAGAAGGAAAACAAAAAGGCAAAGAGGUCAGGCGGAAAAGGAGAGCGAGUUGCCUCAAUCUCGGAUGUGGUGAAAAGAUAUCGGCGUGUCCUCAAACAUGUGCAAAGAGGCUUCAGGAUGACCACAGCUUUCAAGAAAGCUCGCGUUUCAAGAAAUGCCGUGAAAGACACGGCAGCAAUUGCAGAGAUUUACAUAGCUGACAAAAGUCUCCUAAGCCAGUUCAAGGGUAAAUACACACUUCUGAAACUAGCGCAAAUUUGUCAGAAAAAAAUAGUUGGUGAGCUGGCAGAAAAGAUAAUUGAAAUGAAAAACAACAAACAGCUCAUCCCCUUUUCUGCCAAGAAAGCCUGAAUGUAUGCAGGAUGUAACAGGAUGUUAGCAGGAUAUUUUUGUUUGUUUGUAAGAUUGUUAAACAGGCAAGUUUUAUUUUUUCAUAAUGUGAAAUGUUGGUGUGCUGAUGGUGAAGUUGCGUGACCCCUAUACGGUGACAUGGUGCUGCCAGUGCAGCAUG